AUGGGCAAGAUCAUUUUCUACGAAGACAGAAAUUUCCAGGGUCGCUACUACGAAUGUAGCAGCGACUGCACUGACCUGCACUCUUACUUCAGUCGCUGUAACUCCAUCCGGGUGGAGAGCGGCUGCUGGAUGCUCUAUGAGCACCCAAACUACUUGGGCUACCAGUACUUCCUAAGGAGGGGCGAGUAUCCUGAUUACCAGCGCUGGAUGGGCAACAGCGAUAGCAUCAGGUCCUGCCGUAUGGUUCCUCAACACAGAGGGUCAUACCGUAUGAAGAUAUAUGAGAGAGAAAACUUCGGAGGACAGAUGAUGGAGUUCAUGGAUGACUGUGAGUCUCUCCAGGAUCACUUCAGAUAUCCAGAUAUUCAUUCCUGCCAUACAGAUGGCUACUGGAUCAUGUACGAGCAGCCUCACUACCGUGGACGGCAGUACUUCUUGAGGCCUGGCGAAUACAGGAGAUACUCUGACUGGGGUGGCAUGAACCCUAGGAUUGGCUCCUUUAGGCGCAUCACAGAUUUUUGUUAA
Polypterus senegalus (gray bichir) is the source of this 525-nucleotide messenger RNA. Its product is annotated as gamma-crystallin M2-like. The transcript is spliced from 3 exons. The coding region runs from base 1 to 525 and encodes 174 amino acids. Gene Ontology annotation, molecular function: structural constituent of eye lens. Lineage: Eukaryota; Metazoa; Chordata; Cladistia; Polypteriformes; Polypteridae. The record is from RefSeq and is a predicted model, not a curated record. Gene Ontology annotation, biological process: visual perception; lens development in camera-type eye.